Molecule: messenger RNA, 13813 nt
Organism: Toxoplasma gondii ME49
Lineage: Eukaryota; Apicomplexa; Conoidasida; Eucoccidiorida; Sarcocystidae
Product: HEAT repeat-containing protein
Exons: 17
Coding region: 291-12665 (4124 amino acids)
Biological process (GO): mitotic spindle organization; establishment or maintenance of microtubule cytoskeleton polarity; centrosome duplication
Cellular component (GO): kinetochore; centrosome; spindle pole
Molecular function (GO): microtubule plus-end binding; microtubule plus end polymerase activity
Source: RefSeq, a predicted model, not a curated record
CUUUUUCUUCUGUGAAGGACCGUUUUCCGAGAGGAGGCUGUCUCACGCAAACCCUCUCUCUGUCUUCAGACCUCGCACCUCUCAUUCCAGCUCGUCUGUGUUUGGUUUUUUCUUUCGGUCUCGGCUUUCCGCCCGCAGGCUUGUCUCUCGGCAAAACGCCGUCCAUGCAUCUGUUCUCUUCCUUCCCGACAGUGCUCGCAGAAGCGCCUGCCUGCUCCUCGCUGUCCAGUCUGUCGUAGCUUGCCCCCUUGGGUGCCAAGACGCCUUUCGUUUUUCUUUUGCCAACGAAGAUGGAACGCGGGCUCUCCCCUGAUUCUUCCUUCUCCAAGGAAGAGAACCGUCAACCGCGGUCCUCAGAGGGCGACAUGGAAGGCACUCUCCAUCCGCGGCCGCUCGAGUCGCGAGAAGGAUAUCUUUCUGGAAUGAAACACACAGCGUCUUGUUCGUCUUUCCCACCCCCGAAGAAACGUCAUAUCACGCCAAAAGCUCGACCAAAAAAGAUGCAGGAAGUUCUGCAGAAACUCCAGUCUGAGGCUCCUUCUUCUCCAGCGUCUGUCUCUGCCCCCGUCUCUGUGUCUGCCUCGCCUCCAAUGAGCUCGGCCGCCGACAGCGAGGCGCCUGCCUGUGCCGAAGCGACCCUUUGUGCAGGGAGAAGCUUCGACGAAGUCAUGGCCGCUGCAGGCAUAGACACUUCGCAGCCGCUUCCAGAUUCUUCGAGGCCGAGAAAAGGCGCCGUGGGCCGGACUGUGGAGAACCAACGCAGACCUGCUUCAACCGGGAGAAUGCAAGAGAAGGCGGACGAGAAGAAGGGAGGAGAUGUUUCUCUGGAGAAGUUUGUUCCCUCGCGGCCCGCGUCGGCUGUCUCGACAGCUGGCGGGUCUUCACCCCUGAGCGAUGGUUCAGCGCUGACGGUUUCUGGGUGCCCCACUCCGCCGCUGCGGAUCCCCGAGUCCGAGCGCGAGAGGAAAAAGGACGGGAACGAAGAACAUCUCGAAAAUUUCCAAGUGGCCAACGAACCGCGCCUGUCUCCCGACGCUUCUCCGCGUCUCUCCGGCGGAGAAACCGAGAAUUCACCCGCUGCUCUCCAUGACUCUCCCUCUGCGUGUUCUCUCUCUUCGUCUCUCUCUUCUUCCUCCUCGUUGCCUUUCUCUUCUUUGUCACUGCCUUCUUCGGUCCCUCUAUCUUCUUCCUCAGUUUCGGUGGGCAGUUCUGCUUUGGAGAACGAGGGCGGCGAGCAAGAAGAGGCGCAUGCAGCGAUUCCCUUGUCAGUGCGUCUGUCGAGCAAGACGGUGAAGCAGCGCCUGCACGGGUGCGAAGAGCUCCUUCAGCGUUUCCUCUCUCACCCCGAGAAGAGCACCGAAACGUUUUUGCACGUCCAAGGAGGCACUUUGGAACGUCUCCUGAAAGACAGCAACUCCCUCGUGCUGGGCAAAGUUGUCGACUUUCUUCUCGCAUAUGUCCGCACCGUCACGGGCGCGAACGGCGGCGGCGCAUGCGCUGACCAGACACCCGGAGGCCUCCCCCCGUCGACCAAUGCCGUGUCGCUUUCGGCAGAGCGAGGGGUCAACCUCUUGCAGACUAUCGCGCCGCUGGUCGUCCAGAACAUCCUUCCGAAUCCCCGGCUCGCGCCGCAGGCGACGGAGCUCCUGUGCCUCCUGGCGGCAGUGCAUGCAGAGUGUCUCAGUGCACUGGUCUCCCUCGUCGCCGCUGGGAACGCGAAGCUGUUGUCGGAGAAAAAGGGCAACGUAGCGCUGCUCAAGGGCGCCGCGAUCAAGCAACUCGGCGCCGCUCUCCAGCUCUUGCACACGGUUCUCGAGGGCUUUGGCGCCGCAGCCGUGAACGCCGCGGGCGGCCUGAAGCAGCUCCUGGACAAGAGUGUCGGACCGUUUUGCUGCGUGAGCGAGAAGAAGGUCCGCGACGUUUGCACAAGUCUCACGGCGCAUGCGGUAUGGCUAGCUGGCGCCUCUGAGACCGCGAAGAAGCUCGCGACGGAGGCCGUGAAGAACAGCAAAUCGAUGCAGGCGGACGUCCUCGCCCGCCUCGCCGAAAAGGAUGGAGUCGAGUUGGAACAGCCGAAGCGAACCUUCCUGCUCGGAGGUGCACGGGAGCCGUCUGGAGACCCGGAAGACCGGAGAGAAGAAGCGAGCAGAAAAACGGAGGGCGACGGCCGAGUCCUCCUCGCCGAGGAGACUGACGUCUUGAAGCUGGUCUGCCAACACGGCGAUUGGGUCCAGCGCGCCGCAAAUGGCACGCAAAAAAAGACUGCAGGCAACGCACAGGAGUCCGGAGAAAGCCAGCUUCCGUGGAAAAUCAAAAUGCAAGCCUGGCAACAACUCGAAGAGGCUCUUCGAGACUGCGUGUGUAUGGCGAAGAAGAACUCGUUUCUCCCGUCGCUUCUCUCCCUGAUUCAUCGCUGCCUGACUCUCGAGCCGACGCUGCCCGUGGUCAGCUGCUGUCUGCGCGUGAUGCAACACCUUGUUCGUCACCUGUUGUCUGACCUCUCUGCCGCUGCGUUUUCGUCUUUCUCUUCUUCCGGGUCUUCCACUCCUCAGCAGCUGCUGCGGGGCCUGUUGCCAGACGUCGCCGCGAAGCUCAAAGUGAACAACCGGCAGGUCCAGGUCGCAGCCACGAGCUGUCUGGGCGCCUUCUUGCGAGUGCUGCCGCUAGACGUAGCAUGCGCCGAGCUCCUCCCGAUGAAGGAGAAGCUCGCUGGCUAUCGCCAGGCGCUUCUGGAAGCUCUCUGCGCCGCGAUUCCGGCCGAAGAGCCGCAGAAAGCCGACGAAAACGAACCUCGCUUCGCAGCGCGGAGUGCCGCCUUCUGGCGCGCCGCGCCGCUCCUCGUGCAGGCUGCCAAGGUCGGCGCCGACGACGGCGCCUCGGGUGUACGGACAGCUGCGCUGCAGCUCCUUGCCCACAUCGGCUCGAAGGGUGAGGGUGGACGCGCAGCCGUGUCUUGUGUUCUCGACUCCCUUCAAGAGCAGAAACGCCAGCAAGUCCUCAAACUCAUGGCAGCCUCGUCCUCCGCCUCUCCCCCGUCGUCUUCUGUCUCUUCUCUCUCGGCAGUGUCGGGGUCGAGGAAGCUUCUGGGAAGGGCGUCUCCGACGCUUGGCGGCGCGGAGCCGGGAAAGAAGGCGGGCGCGUCUGCGUCGCGCUCUCCGAAUCUGGGAGCAGAGAGGGGACAGGGUGUGGAAGCAGAGAGCAGCGAGUGUGGCAGAGAGGAGAAGAAGUUCGGCGGACAAGCCGACGAGGCGGGUCGACUGCGGGAGCGGAAAGACGGCGCUGCCCAGAACAGAGUCUCCCUUUCGACGAGAGGCCGAACGGACGGUCUCGCCUCAGGCCGACCCCACACGGCUCGCAGUGCUCUCCGUCGGGCGUCUCCCGCGGCUUCCUCUUCUUCUUGCUCUUCUUCUUCGUCGGCCUCCUCUGCUUCGUUUCCUGCGUCGCCUUCCUUUCCCGUCGCCUUCACGUUGUCGUGGGAAGUGCCUGACUGCCCUGCGAGUUUCGAUGAAGCUGAGCUGAUUGCCGAGCGCCUCUGGAGUGAAGAAAUCUGUGUCGGACUGAGAAGCCCCAAUGGCCUGGUGCGAAGAAGUGCAUGCGAGCGACUAGCGGCUUGGUGGCGUCGCCCCUGCGAAUGCCGCGCAUGCGCAGCCAUGCUGGAAGCGAGGGAGAAGAAGGAGAGCCAGAAUGACACGGAAGGAGAGAAGGGGGAAAUGGAGGGAGAGAAGGAAGAAAUGGAAGCCAAGAAGGAAAUGGCGGACGAAGGGAAGAAUGAAGAGUGUCUCCAGAGAAGAAAGGUGGAGUGUGCCGUUCCCUUGGUUCUGUUUAUGCGGAUGAAGCUCGCGAAUUUUCGAGAGAAGUCUCUGGUUGUCCAGGAGGCCGUACUCGCCUGCCUCGCGGCGGCAGUAGAGACGCUCGCCCUCGCCGUGAAGUCUCGCGAAUCCACCAAGGCGGAGACACCCAUAACAGUCGCCUCCGCCUGCGACGGUCAGAAAGCGAAGGCGAAGAAGACACAAGACACGCGACAGAUGGUUCAUCCCGCCCUCGCACCUCUCAUUCUGGCGCCCCUGCUGGACAAGAUUGGCGAUCCUCGUCUGGGAGGCAAAGUCCAGGGCCUCUGUGUCGCUCUGGCGAAGGUUUUCGACUCUCCGCUUCCGGUGGCCGUUUCGCUUGUUGAAGGCGCAGAGGGCAACCUAGCGGUCGCUCUUCCUGCAUCUCCAAGUGCGUCCACGACCCGCAGCGGGUCACUGGAGCAGAGACAGGACAGACAUGGCGAAGGCGCCUCGUGGCAAGAAGAGCGAAAGAGAGGAUUCUCGCUCAAGAGAAGCGGAGACGCCGGCGCAUGCACGGCCCGCGGCGAACGGGCGAGAGUCGGGUGUGCGGCCGCCAUCGGCGGAGCCACAGGGCGCGCGUGCCAGGCUCUCUGUGGGGUCCUCGAGAGACUCCUACGCGAGUGGGGCAGCGAAAAAUUCAGCCCUGUCAAAACGCUCGUUCUCUUCGUCAGGCAAAUCGUCGAUGGACAAAAGGCAACUGCAGCGCAAGCAGGCCGUUCCGGAGGCUUGCGAUUGAUGGCGGAACUGCAUGCGCAGCUGGGGGAGAAGAGUCUCUCGAGCAUGCUGCUCUCUCAGCCUCUGCCAGACGACCUGCGUAGUGCAGUCAAACAACUCGCGCAAGGCCUCUCCAAGCAGUCUUUUUCUUCGAAUCGGACGCCUCUUGCCUCUGCCGUCUCUCUCGUCAAACGCGCGUUGCAGUAUGUCUCUUCCGGCUCCUCCUUCGUGACCUCUGCAGUGAGCGAGGUCGCAGGGUCCGAUUUUGAGGUGUGCGUCCGCCGGGCGAAGGAGCCGGUGUCUCUUGCGCCGGUCCUCACUCGGGAGCGUCUGGCGAUUCUGCAGGCGAGUCAGAAGAAAUCUUACGGCGAGAGAGGACAGGCGGGAAAGGGAGAAAAGGAGGAACUUGCAGCGCUCAAGGAAUGCAUCCGGUUCAUCGCUGUCGAGGGCGGAGGCUGCAUCCGAGCAGAAGGUCUGAGCACUCUGAUCCCGCUUCUUCGCACAAAAAUCAGCCACCCUCGCCCGCCAGUCUCUCGCGUCGCCCUCGUCCUCGCGUGUACGUUGUGCGACGCUCUGACGACGCAGCCUGUGCCGGGAGAGGGGGGCGAGGAGAGACAGAAGGAGGGCGCCUACGAGUGGCGAGAAGCGACGGCGAGAGACGACGCAGAGUUCCCCUGGAGAAAAUCUCAAGGUCUCAGCCGAGGAUGUCAGCUGUACAAAGACAGUCUGCUUCCGGCUCUCUUUGACAGACUGCAUGAUCCUGACCGGAAGACGAUGGAACUGGCGCACAUCGCGACGCUCAAGUGGCUUCACGCGAUUGGUCCCGAAGAGGCUGUUCCCCUUCUUCUUCCUUGCAUCGAACGCGCCCUCUCUGCUCCUUCCUCAAAUCCAGGAAACGCUCUACGCCAACAAAUGCUCUCUUCUUCUCUCUCUUCUUCUCUCUCUUCUUCCCUCUCAUCUUCUCUCUCUUCUUCUCUUUCGUCCUUCCCCUCCGGUCCGGGGGGGGCUGAAAAGACUGGGAGGAAGGUGGGGGAGGCGCUGGUGGCUCUGCUUGUGGCGAGUCGGUUUUCGUUUUCUUCUGGCGCGUCUGAGGCGCACACAGAGGUUCUCUCGCGUCGCCUGCUGCCGCUGCUUUUCAGUUUUCUGCGACUGGUUCUGGAGGAGCGGGAGAGUGAGGCGAAGCGCGACGGGCGCGAGGCUGGCGGAGAACUCGCAGGUCUGUUAGAGACUCUCAUCGGUCGAGUGGCUUCCCACCUCAGCGACGCCGACGCGGCUCACGUGGAGGAAGAAAUGCAGAAACUCGCGACGUGGGCAUCCACUUCUGCUUCCAAGAAAGCCGGGCGACGAGUGCAGGACCACGAGGACGCAUGCGCGUCUCUGGGGGCGUCGAGUCGCAGCUUCAGAGCCCCCCCGAGCCAGCUGUCUAGGCACGGAGACAGUGAGGACGAAUGCGAAGUUCGCACUCGGAUGGCAGAGGGCGGGAAGGCUGGAGAGAGCCUCGCGAAGAGCGACGAGCAAGCGAACAUCUCUGCUGAGGGCUCGCACGUUCCGGAACCGUCGGUGAGCUCUGAGCCUUGCAUCUUGGAAGCAGCCGCGAAGGUCGGGGAAGAAAGCGAAGACGAAGGUGUUUUCCUUCACAUUCGUCGCGUCCCGAGAGAAACUCGACGCCGUGGGAGCCAGUCGCCUACGUCGCCAGGUUCGCAGCGAAGGCCAGGGAGUCCGGGGGCUUCCCCUCGGUCUUCCUUUUGCCGGAACGCGCCUCUGGACUACGUCGGGUCUGCGGCCUCGCCCUUCUUCACCGCCGCGUCUUCGCCUCUCGGCGUCCUGUCGACCGCGAAGUGUCUCCAAGCUUCGAAAAGCAGCGCCGCUGUCUCUCCAGGCUCGAGGCGCGUCUCGCUCUCGAACUGUAUGUCUCCGCCGCGUGUGGUGGGGGGUGAGAAGACGAGCAACAGAUCGACGUGGUUGCGGACUCGCGGGAAGCUCGCGGCGCUCGCGGCUGUUAGGGAAGAGGCGCGCGCGGCCUGGAGGCCUCACCUUUCGCAGACUCUGUUGGAUUUGAUGUUCCCGCCUCUCUCGGCGUCUCCCGGAGUCGACAGGGAGGGCGCAGAGUCCCCGGAGGGCGGCACAAGAGAAAAGGACGGCAGCGGAGUCGUGACGGCCAUGCAGAGCGACGCAGAAUCGCCCAGUUCGCACGCAGAGUUCGCGGCAGAAGCCUCGCAACUGUGGCUUUCCUUCUUGCGACAUGCGUGGGGAGAGGAGGGAGGAGAAGGAGACGAGCGGGGCGCUGGCGCAGCAGAGAAAAAGGAAAGGAUGAAGGUGCAUCGGAAGCUGAAGGGGGACGAGGACAUCGUCGGACUUCUCAUCAACUGGAUUGCUUCCCAAGUCGCAGAGAACUCGACGACUUUCCCCCGCGGCCUUGGUCCCCGUACUCUCGCUUCCUCCUCUUCAGGUGCUCGCUCUCGUCCUCUCAACUCCUCUCCUCCGCUCUCUCUCCCACCCGCCCUCCUCCCUUCUCUCUCUUGGUCUGCCUCAUGUCCUCUCGAUUCUUCUUCGAGGGCUUCUCGGGAGUGUCGUUACACGGUGGCGGCGCCGCUGGUGGUGUUGGGAGUUCUUUUUCAGACUCUCAAGGCGCUGCGUUUGCGUCUGAGUGUGAAGGACCAGCAGGAGGCGACCGCGCUUCUCCUGGACCUCCGCUUUCAGGCAGCUCUGGAGGCACUGCAAGGGAGGAAAGCAAGAGGUGAACGAGGCGAGGGCGAGAGGCGGAUAUCUCUCGGCUCACCUGUCCGCGCGGCCUCGCCCGCACGCGAUUCGCGGACGCAUGCAGUCGCCUUCACUCAAGAGACCCACCAAAAAGUUCUUCACCAGCUUCUUCUCCUCCUCGCGACGGUCGCGGGAGAACCUGCUGCCCUCGUCUGCACGCUGCACAAACAGCUGGCGAAAACGAAACACAGAGACCUCGUGUGCGACAUCCUGGAAGCAGUCUGCGUGGCUCUGGAGCAACACCUGCGUCUUCCGCUACCGUUCGCUCUCUCAGUUCGCGGAAGAGCGGACAAAAUCUCGACGUCUGAAAAGUCUUUUCCUUCCUUGUCUCCGGCGACUCUCUCCUCGACCUUCCCAGCCUACGCCGCUGCUCAGGCGCAGUUCACUGAGUUCCUUCUGGGGCAGAUGGUGCCGCGUCUCUGUCAAAUUCUCACGGGUCCUCUCGCCGAUGAGAAGGAGAAACGAGAGGAGCGCCUCUCCCUCAAGGACGCUGCCCUUAAAGCACUCGCUCUCUGCAACUCGGCUACCAAAGGCGGUGUCCUCAACUCUUCUCCUCUCCUGACAGCGGAGCUUCGUGGGCGUCUCGGCGAGCUCGGGAAGGCGUCUCCUGUUUUGGAUGUCUGCUCUCUCUCCUGCUUUCCUCUGCCACCUCACGCUCGCUGUUCAGACUACGUUUCUGUCGCGUGUUUGCCCGUUGUCGCGUCUCCUCAGCUACCACAGAGAAGGAAGGAAGCAGGUGCCGCCUCUAGCCUUUCUGCUCAGGAGCGGGCCGGAAGCCGUGCCGAGAAGGGUGGAAGGAAGAGUGCGACUGCCUCGAGAGAGAGAAGUCGCCUGGGCAGCAGAGACGAAGUUGGGCGCGAACGCGCAGAGACCGCCUCAACCGGAAAGAGGCCGAAAGUGUUGAAAGAAGAACGCACGGAAGAAGGCUCGCGGUCGCUGGAACCAGGAGCGCCUACUGUCGCUGAAGGCCUCUCAGAAAAGGAGGCGGAGAGUGAGUUCUCCGAAAAUCUGAAUCGGGGCGAGGAAGACGAGCUAGAAGGACACAGCGACGGGGGACAAAACGGAGCGAGAGCCAAGGAGUUGCUCCACUUCUUGGAUGCCGGACUGCGGAGCCUGAUUCGAGAACGGAGAGAGGAGCAGCAGGCUCUUGUAGACGCCAUGAAGGAGACAGACAGGCAGACUGCGGCGCUGCGGUCGGGUGCAGCCUUCGAGCCUGUCUUGACGCAAGUGAAGGAGGCGAAGUUGGCGGCUGAGGAGUGCUUCUCUUCCCUUCAGAGGGCGCAUCGGGAGCAGAGUGUGAAGGUUCUAGGUUCGAUCGCAGCUCAGCAACUGAAGGCGGAGGAAGCACACGCGAACUGUCACUUUCUGCCCUUUCGUCUUCUGGCAAACCCCCCGGUCUCCACGCAAGGAGACAGAGAGUCGCCAGCGUCUCCAAGAGCCUUCUCGCUGCUUCAGCACCCCGCGAGAAGCGAUGACCAGAAGGAAGACGGACUCGUGGGCGCCGUCGUGUCGAUGGUCAAAGUGUGGUGCAGCGAGUUGUACGAGAAGGACGUAUUUCGUUUGGAGCGAGCAGCUCACUGUCUGCUCUACCUCCUGACCAACAUCCCUCUGGACCCGACGACGAUGCGUGAAUGCGCCGCUGGUGCCCCGGAGUCAUGCACGGACCCCGCUGUCUCCAUCCCGUGUCUGGCUGCCCGUGGGCGCGAGGGCAAGGACGCAAGAAGUCGCGAAGGCGACGCUUCGCCUCGGUCGUGGCCGACGGGCUCCAUCCUUGAAAGCCUUUUCGCUUCACGCACUGCUGGAGCUCGAGAGAACGAUGCGUCGAAUCUCUCGUCCUCCUUGGGAGCGUCUCCCGCGGGGCUCUCUUCAGAAGGGGAGGCGGUUCUGUUCCAUGCAGACGCGUCAUCCCUCGUCUCCUCCAUCUUGUUUGAAAGCCUUCUGCAGGGCCUGGACAACAUUUUCGAUCCGGCCUUCUUCAGCGCGUCGACCUCCGUCGCGGUCGCGAGUUUCCACACGAUUCUCUCGCUGCUUCUCCUCCUAGAAGUUCUCCUACGGAAGCUGUUGUCCCCGAAGACCCUCGGGUCCGAUGGCGCCCGGAAGCCGGCUCGAGCCGAUGUCCUCCAGUGGAAACGCCUCGAGGUUUCCACAGCCGGAGAAGAAGCUGCGACGGGGCGAGGCGAAGGUGGGAGAGAACUCCUGGGCCGGACGGCGAUGGCUCGCGCAUGCAAGCAGCUGCUUCUCUGCAUGUCGAGGUACCAAGCGUUCGUGUACAAGGCAGCAGCACCCGCGGCCCAAGAGCUCUUGGUCCCGCGAGUCCUCGUGACAGCACUGCUGAACCAGUGUCUAGGAAAGAACAUGCUCCGAGGCUCACUUCCCUCCCUUGCGAGUCUCCUCGACUUUGUCUUCUCUCUCGCCGGCCAACAAAUGCAGGGCCUGUACCCCGACCUGAACGCCGACACGGCUUGGCGGUUUCUCUCCAAGAUCCACAGGCGCGUCGCCUCGAAGCUGCAAGACGCGGCGAAGACUGACGGUGCCUCUCGGAGUGGAGACGGCGACCGCGAUACAAACCGACGCGGCCUGUGCGAGGACUUUUUCGCAGAAGGGAAGAACGUUCUGCCUCUCGCGGAUCGUAAAAGACUCCAGGAUGUCGUUCCGCAGGGCCAUCUUCUUCAGCUUGUGCACACGGUCAUCUCAAGUUGGUUUCUUCUUGAAGGAAGCCACGAGGCGGCAGUGGUGGCGCUCCAGCAGAGAGAGCAGAAACAGGAAAAGGACGAGGAGCAGAAACCGGAGACGACGACGGCGCAUGGAGGCCGCGGCGGGAAAAGCUUCUCGGUUUUCUUGGAGAAUCAAAGGUCACUCGCCUUUAUCUACUUCCGUCUGUUCAUGCACACGUUUGUGCGUUUCUGCCCCGACGUCCUGGGAAAGUAUCUGAUUGCGCAGAGUCUUUCUUCGACGUGCACGCAAGGAAGGCGCCUGGAGAGUCUCCUGUCUGGCUCCGUGCCGUUGUUCUCCUCGUCGGGAAGCGCGAGGGCCUUCGCCGCCCUAGAGGCCGCAGUGAAGGGCGCUUCCGAGGCGCGGGAGAGCCUGCGUGACUUCAGCUGCAAUGCGUGUAUUGAACUGGCGCGGCGGGAAGAGGAGGAGCGGGGGGAACAGAGAGAAGAGCGAGCCGAGGAGACGGGCCAGACCGUUUCCGAGAAAGAGGAAGAGAAGGACGGAGAACGGAGGAAGCGGACCCUGCCUCUCGAAAGCGACGAGGAGACGAAGGAUAUCGCGCCGCGAGAGAGGAAAGAGCGGCGAACAAGCGAGGAGGGACGAAGAGAGAAGAGACUGUGCUUCGGAGAUGAAGUCAAGACGUUCGUUGCGUCAGUUGUUGAUGCGGAGCAAGCGAAGCUAGCGGAGCUCAUGAAGAGGCACCAUAUUGCGCCUCUCCAGGAUCCGCUGACGCCCGCAUGCGACGGCGAGGGGGCUGUGGCAGAGCCGGGUUCCUCUGCCCUUCAUCUUCUGCGGUCGUGUUACCACGAUGCCUUCUGUCUCGUGGCACAGCAGCCCUUCGACACUGCAAACGACCUCUCUCUGCAGCCGUACUUGAACGACAUUCGCGCGUGGCUCUGUCGAGCGCAAGUGGGUAUGGAGGGGCCCUCUGUGCUUUCUCUCGCUGCCGAUCCGGGGAGACCGUUGGCGAGAGUGUCGGGAGAGAGCAGCUCGAAGCGAGAGCGACUCGUGAGCUUCCUUACUCGAUCUGUUGCACUUUUGGAUGUCUUUCCGUUGCCGGAGCAAGGACGGCGCAGGCCAUGUGGGACGCGGGCACCUGGACAGGCACGUGUCGGUCUCUUGAGUGUGAGCAGCGUGGACAGAAGCGAAGAUGGCCGGGGUGGAGAGAGAAUCGCGAGGCAGGCCGUCCGCGGAGACCGAACCUGGGCCGUUGCCUUUCCCACGGGAAAGCGAUGGGUGAAUUUGGACGCCGUGGCGAACAUGGUCAAAGUUGAUAUCCCUCACCACGGUCGGGGCGGAGACUCGAAACGACCAGAAAUUGCAACAGAGAGCCGGCCAGGUAGUCUGCACGCGGGGGUUUACGAUGACACCCGCGAGGCCUCUCUCGACGCGACGUGCAGCCAAGGAGUGAGGACUCAUGGAGUGACCGGCACAGAAAACCGAAGAGCUCACCAAGGGACGCUGGGGCGAGAAACACUGGCGAGGGAAUCAGGAGUGGAAGGCCACGAGAAAGCUUCGAAAGAAGAGACGCAAGACGCGGCUUCGAAUGCAGGCUGCGGGAGAAGCGGAAAAGACCGCCGAUCGGGAGGCCAAACCGACGUCGCACAGUACAGAGAGCCUCCGUAUGCAUACCGCAGCUCCUUAGGUGAAAAAGGCAGAGUCGAGUUAUUGGAUAGAGCAUUUUGCAGUUCCACAGAGAAGCUUAUUCGACAGCCUGCUCCCCACCGUUCCGAGACGCAGCUGCGCAAGCCAGCAUCUGAUCAGUGCAUGCAAGAGAGCACGCGAGUAACGCCAAAAGUAUGCCGGCAUAUGGAACAGAAACUGAAAGAGGUGGAUGCCUUUCGAGGGGCGGGUGACGGACACAGAUGCAAGGAGACGAGUCUUCGUGGAACGCAUGCCACAAAUUUAGGAAAGCACCUGGACAGUCUGUCGAAACCGAGUAGUCAUCAGUCUGUAGCCCAGCUGCAACGCGACUCACAGACUGGAGCGCCUUUUGAUUCUCGAGUGUGUGACCCGUUGAGCAUCAGGUCACCUUCGAGGUUGGCGGAUCACAGCAGAGAUGCAGAUAUUGUCAUUGACACCGGGAUCUCUGAAAGUGGCGAGGCGCGCUUUAUUCCCAGGAAUCUGCCUGUGGCUCCUGAGGGACUCCGAGGGCGAUUAGGAAGUAACGUGGGUUCUGAAAAUAACAAGAGUGUGACGAUCACGGCACCGCACGAUUCGAGAGGUAGCCAAGAGAGCCUGCUUGCUGUAUGUGGCCCACAGUGGACUGUGGGUGAGUUGACGGGUACCGUGGUGUCGCCAGGUGAGGGUAGGGGUCUGUGUCUUCCCUCUCCAAACAGUCUACUCAAACGUGACGACUUGUCGCUCGGAGGUGUGAAUCGGGGUGUGAUAGCGUAUGGAGGCACACGGGAGACUUCCGAGGCACAUUGUCAUUUCAGGCGAGCACUCGAUUCAGACUCGGCGGGACGAUUGGUCGCGCAGUCUGCUGCCGUGAUGGGAAGUGCGGAGAAGCAUCUCUGCCCAGUUGAAAGGGCGCAAGGGGACAAGAAAACGUGUCUGCGUAGGAGCGAGAGAUCUCCGAUGCGUCUCUCUCCCCAGGAAGCCUCACUGAAAACAGCGCCGAGCAGCGUAUCAUUAACUGAGCGCUGAGGCGAGAAAAACUGGAUCUACUACGCUGAGGAGAGCGAUCAGUCCAGAGAACGUUCGGUGCGUCCGUAAGGCCGAGGUGUGUUGAGAGCUCACUACUGUGAUAUGCGCUUUUUUUUCUCUUGAAAGGUCAAAAGUACCAAGAAGCUGUUAGGGGCACCCAAGUGGGGGUGGGAUUGUCUUGCAGUGGUACAGGGGUAACCACCUCCCCCCAGGUGGUCGGUUUCUUAACAUUCGGGGAAGAACGUCGUUCCCAAUAUCUGUGUUACGGUCAGCGCACCCUCUCUGUCAAGCUCAAGCCUGGUCACAGAACCUGUGAAUGUUUUGAAGAACUUAAAACCGCCUGGAAAUGUCGCAGCAUGGUUGUCGUUCAAUGGUUCACACAUCGAUGGCAUACACACUAUCGUUAAGGAGAGAAGCAAAAUCGUCAGCAUGUAGGGAAAACUGUUACGUAGUUGUCUUCAACGGGAACAAAAACGUGCUACGCCUUCAGUUCGGAAGCGGUAAUGCAUGGGCACACAAUUUGCUGGCUGAUAGAGGCUUCGUCGUAGGGGAGUGUUGAACAGGGAAGGAAGUCCCUUGUUGACGUAGGCCACGUUUUCGGACCGGGGCAGGAUUGAAUUGAUUGCAGAGGGUCAUUGUAGCGAAGGCAAGGCUCACAUUGACACCCAGUAUCUAUGAGGUGUAUUUUCUACGGAGCAGAGAAAUGAACUCUUCGUUGCAUCACACACUGAGUUUUAAAUGGGUGCUUCGUCUAAGAAUUUCAGAAAUCUAAGGUAUGUGCAACCCGGCACGAAAGCAGUAUAAUAUUUCUGUCGGGGAGUUGCGAUGGAACUGCGCAAUCGGAGCUGACAAUCUUGUUGACAUACCCAGCUCUUCUGGCCAAGAAAAGUGUCUAAUGUCUAUGAAAAACAAGGAUAUGCUUUGAGUUUGUUUAAUCCUGCAUGCACAUACUUCAAGGAUCGUUUCUUCUCGCGCUUCGAAACUGUCUGUAAGGCAUUUUGAAUGAGAGACAAAGUAUUAUUACUCAGAUGCGACUCAGCCACUGCAGUUUAUCGCCUUACAGUCUUGCACGUCAGGAUAAAGUGAGAUCCACGUUUAUACCUCAUAACUUGUUAAACAACCGGUCUACCUCGACAGUUUCGAACAGC